GGCAAGGGAGGUAACUAAUAGUUUAUUUAUUGACCGAGUAUUCCAAAGUUUCUUUUCCUCCAAGUUUUCCCUUUAUUAUCCUAAACAUUAUGCAUACAUUAAGGCCCCCCUGCCGCCCUGUCCAUGUCUUCUAAUCUCACACCACACUAUUCGCUUAUUCGAACCACACACACACCAGUGACCCGUUGGUUUCCUCACUCUUCCAGUCUUUCUUCAUUUGACGUUUCCAGAUGGAAAUCUCUGCUCAACAAACCCAAUGCAACAUUUUCCAUCUUCCCCCAGAAACUCUCGUUCAUAUAUUUUCAUAUUUUGAUUUUAGAGAUUUAAUCAGGUGCUGCAAAGUGUGUAGACGUUUCUACGAUAUUCAUUUUGAUGAUCUGCUAUGGAAAAGAUUUUGCUACCAAAAUUUUCUUGAAGAAACAUGUCCUGAGAAUGUCUCCUGGAGAAGUUUCUUCAAGAAACUCUACAUAAAAGAUGGCAAAUAUCUACCAAUUUAUAAACAAAUCAAGCGAGCUUGGAGAACCAUUGAGAAUUAUAUAGAAACAAAUGUACCUCUCUUGAAAAAUUCCUUGGCUGGUCCAGCUGGAGAGAAGGAACUUGCUGAAGCUGAAGAAUACAUUGGAUGUCCCCUACCGAAAGAUCUAAGAUGCUCCCUGAGCUUUCACAAUGGAGAAUCCCUAACAGAAUAUCUUGGAGUUUUGGGAAUGGUACAAAUAGCUGACCAUGCAGUCUGUGAGAAACUUCUUCCACUAGCUUCCAUAAAGAUGAGUUAUGCGGAACGUGGGAUGCUUCGUGGAUGUUGCCAAAUCACUGAUUGUUCCAGGUCGAAUGUCUGCCAGUAUCUGGUAAUCUCCGAUAAGUGUGACCUGCCAGUCAGCACCAUUUUCUACCACGUCCAUUAUGUACAACGAGGGAAUGUAUUUAUUUCAGCAAACUCCUAUCUACGGUGGCUCACACAAUUUGCAGAGACCUUGCAAAACGGUCGCUUCUCCAUUAUUGACAACAAAAUGUAUCGAUUUUACCAUGAACCUGGUACCGUUGCAGUGACUGAUAACAUGUUCUCUGUAAAAGUCAGCACUUGUUUCCACCCAGAACUUAGCAUGAUAAGCAUGACAAGUCCACCGGAGUUUUUUUUCACAUAUCGCAUCACGAUGUCCAUGUUUGAAGACGCACCAAAAUCUAAAUCAUGUCAGUUAAUCUCUCGGCAUUGGAUUAGCACCGAUGAAAAUGGAAUAGAAGACCGAAUCAGUGGACCAGGUGUUGUAGGUAAAUACCCUAUAAUGAGACCUGGAGUUGAAUUUUCGUGGGUUAGUUGUGUCACCUUCAAUACAACAUAUGGAAAUAUGGUGGGCUUUUUCACAAUGCUCAUCUAUGCAACAGAUGAACUGAUAAGAAUCCAGUGUCCUCGCUUUCACAUGAAGUGCCUCCCGUAUAUCACAGAAGAAGAGAGAAAAAAACGAUUAUGAGCCCUGUUCAUUUCAAAAUUCAAUUUCAUUUCAUUUCAUUAAAUUACUAAAAUCUUUAUAUACUAA
Molecule: messenger RNA, 1532 nt
Organism: Octopus sinensis (East Asian common octopus)
Lineage: Eukaryota; Metazoa; Mollusca; Cephalopoda; Octopoda; Octopodidae
Product: F-box only protein 3
Exons: 11
Coding region: 231-1466 (411 amino acids)
Molecular function (GO): protein binding
Source: RefSeq, a predicted model, not a curated record